UUUAUGUUGAUAUUAUUAUCUUGAUAUUUUACAUGUUUGGUCGAUAAUUUUAAAAGUUACGUAAAACAUAUUAUUUUAAAUAACAAGAUGGGUCGAAAAGUAACAAUUGCAGCUUCUACUCUAAAUCAGUGGGCUUUAGAUUUUGAAGGAAAUCUAGACAGGAUUUUGCAGUCAAUUUUAGAAGCAAAAGAAGUUGGGGCUACAUUUAGAACAGGACCUGAAUUAGAAAUAAGUGGGUACAGUUGUGAGGACCAUUUCUAUGAAAGUGAUACUUUUCUGCACUCUUGGGAAGUCUUAGCAGAACUAUUAAAUGCACCAUUAUGUAAAGAUAUAUUAAUAGACGUAGGCAUGCCUAUUAUGCACAAAAAUGUUUCUUACAAUUGCAGAGUGAUAUUUUUAAAUAAAAAAAUUUUACUCAUUAGACCUAAGAAAAUUCUUGCUGAUAGUGGAAAUUAUAGAGAGAGUAGGUGGUUUACUAGUUGGAAAAAGGAAAGACAAACAGAAGACUUUUAUCUACCUCGUAUGAUCUCUAGUAUCACUAAUCAAAAUAUUGUACCAAUUGGUGACGCUGUAAUUUCUACAUUAGAUACAUGUAUAGGUUUUGAAAUAUGUGAAGAACUCUGGUGUUCAAGCAGCCCCCACAUUCCUUUAUCAUUAGAUGGUGUUGAAAUUAUAUGCAACGGUUCAGGUAGCCAUACUGAAUUAAGGAAAAACUAUGUGAUAGCCGAUUUAGUUAAGAAUGCUACUAUGAAAUGUGGAGGUUGUUAUGUAUACAGUAAUUUAAGAGGCUGUGAUGGUCAAAGAGUUUAUUUCGAUGGAGUUUCUUGUAUUACAUUGAAUGGGAAAGUUUUAAAUAGAGCUAAACAAUUUGCCUUAAGUGAAGUGGAAGUUGUAGCAUCUACUAUCGACUUAGAAGAUAUUCGUUCUUAUCGCAACAAUCGCCGAGCGAACGCACAUUUGGCUUCCUCAACACCUAGCUAUCCAAGGAUCAACGUAGAUUUUUCUCUAUCUCCCGAAUACGAUACUGGCCUUCCAUCUGCCAAUCCGAUAGAAUGGCACUUUCUUGAACCAGAAGAGGAAAUAGCUCAGGGACCAGCUUGUUGGUUGUGGGAUUAUUUAAGAAGAUCAGGACAAGGUGGUUUUUUUCCUACCCUUGAGUGGUGGUGUGGAUUCGUCAAGUACUGCCAUUAUUGUGUUUUCCAUGUCUAUCACAUGAACAUCGUUAUAGAUACUGCUGUUUCAGCUUGUGUUGAAAUAUUCACUAAAAUAACAAACAUGCUUCCACAAUUUUCGUCGAAUGGUGGCUGUGCAAGACAAAAUCUUGCUCUUCAAAAUAUUCAGGCGAGAAUUAGAAUGGUUUUGUCCUAUCUCUUCGCACAACUAAUGCUUUGGACAAGAGGACGACCCGGUGGACUUCUAGUUUUAGGAAGUGCUAAUGUUGAUGAAUCGUUAAGAGGCUAUAUGACUAAAUAUGACUGUUCCAGUGCUGAUAUUAAUCCCAUUGGAGGAAUUUCAAAGUCAGAUUUAAGGCGAUGUUACGCUAUCAACAGACACAAGAUGACAGUAAUAACUCCAUCAUAUCAUGCCGAGUCUUACAGCCCAGAAGAUAACAGGUUCGACUUGCGUCCAUUUUUGUAUAGAGCUAACUGGUCUUGGCAAUUUCGUGCUAUUGAUAAACAGGUUGCCUAUAUUGCUAGUAUGAAGAGAACGGGAUCUACAGAUUCUACACAGAGCUCAAAAAGCAAAAAAAGUGGUGAUCCUCCAAGCAGAAUUAGAGCCGGAAUAACAGUUUAAUUUUGUAAAAGCUAAAAACUUCACACGGUAUUUUAAUUUGUGUUUUAUGAUUUCACAUACGAGAUUUUAAAAUUGAAUUUUAAUAUUAUUUAAUAUGUAUACCUACUGUUUUAAAUAUGCUAAUAGUUAAAAUUUCAUUAAAUUUUUAGAUAUUCUUUUUA
Diabrotica balteata is the source of this 1955-nucleotide messenger RNA. NCBI's taxonomy places the organism in Eukaryota, Metazoa, Arthropoda, Insecta, Coleoptera, Chrysomelidae. The record is from the annotation of a GenBank genome assembly.